Messenger RNA from Aspergillus alliaceus, 1131 nucleotides. Its product is annotated as pyruvate dehydrogenase (acetyl-transferring) subunit E1 beta. NCBI's taxonomy places the organism in Eukaryota, Fungi, Ascomycota, Eurotiomycetes, Eurotiales, Aspergillaceae. Gene Ontology annotation, biological process: pyruvate decarboxylation to acetyl-CoA. Bases 1 to 1131 code for a protein of 376 amino acids. The record is from RefSeq and is a predicted model, not a curated record. The transcript has 4 exons. Gene Ontology annotation, molecular function: pyruvate dehydrogenase (acetyl-transferring) activity.
AUGGCUGCUCCCCGACUUUUCCGCCCUGCAGCUCGUCUGCUUUCAUCGCGUCUCUCUGCGCCUCUGCGUCCUGCGUUCCCCCAACCAGCAUGCGCUCCCUCGAUCCUGCGCUUCCGGGGCUAUGCUACGGAAGGUGGUGUUAAGGAAGUCACUGUUCGUGAUGCAUUGAACGAAGCUCUCGCCGAGGAGCUGGAGACCAACCCGAAAACGUUUAUCCUAGGAGAGGAGGUCGCACAGUAUAACGGAGCAUACAAAGUGACGAGAGGUCUUUUGGAUCGCUUCGGCCCCAAGAGAGUCAUUGAUACGCCUAUCACAGAAGCGGGCUUUUGCGGUCUGGCGGUUGGCGCCGCUCUUGCUGGACUGCACCCCAUUUGCGAGUUCAUGACCUUCAACUUCGCCAUGCAGGCUAUCGAUCAAAUCAUCAACUCUGCCGCUAAGACCCACUACAUGUCUGGAGGUAUCCAGCCUUGCAACAUCACUUUCCGUGGCCCGAAUGGAUUCGCCGCCGGUGUUGCCGCUCAACACUCACAGGACUACUCGGCUUGGUAUGGUAGCAUUCCCGGACUGAAGGUUGUUUCGCCGUGGAGCUCUGAGGACGCCAAGGGUUUGUUGAAGGCUGCUAUCCGUGACCCCAACCCGGUCGUCGUUCUGGAGAAUGAGCUUUUGUACGGUCAGGCUUUCCCUAUGAGCGAGGCCGCUCAGAAGGACGACUUUGUCCUGCCCAUUGGCAAGGCUAAGAUUGAACGCCCCGGAAAGGAUCUGACUAUCGUUUCUCUCUCUCGUUGCGUUGGGCUUUCCCUGAACGCUGCCGCUGAGCUGAAGCAGAAAUAUGGUGUUGAAGCUGAGGUGAUCAACCUCCGUUCCGUUAAGCCCCUUGACGUCGAGACAAUCGUCCAAUCGCUCAAGAAGACUGGCCGUAUCAUGUGCGUCGAGUCUGGGUUCCCUAUGUUCGGCGUCUCCUCGGAAAUCCUGGCCUUGGCCAUGGAGUAUGGUUUCGACUACCUCACGGCCCCUGCCGUUCGGGUCACCGGUGCUGAGGUGCCUACUCCUUACGCCGCUGGCCUUGAGCAGAUGAGCUUCCCCCAGGUGGAUACCAUUCUUGGCCAAGCCACCAAGCUUCUGCGCUUGUAA